AUGAUCGAAGCAGAGCUUGGCUCUGAGCUUGCGAGGCGCAGAGACGUCCGACCAGCGUCCUUAGUCCUUCGCAAGGCCAGCGAGCACUUCGCAAAGAUGAUGCAGCAUCCGUAUUUUGCACGAUUCUCCUGGCAGCGCCCCCACGACAUGAACUACAACAAUGAAAUGUUUCCCUCUCCUGGUCCUGUCUGGCCAAACAAGCUGCUGCCCAUUGAGAGCUGGCUUGAGGAUAACUUCGCAACGUUCAGAGGGGAGCUUGACAAUCUGCUGGAGAAGCCAGGACUCUUUGAUGCCUUACACGAGGCGGAGAGGAAUGCAGAGGCCUAA
Messenger RNA from Symbiodinium pilosum, 327 nucleotides. The record is from the annotation of a GenBank genome assembly. Lineage: Eukaryota; Dinophyceae; Suessiales; Symbiodiniaceae.